AUGUCGGGACCGGCGCCGGACCCCGACCCUUCCAUACAGCGGGAGCUCACCUCGCGCUGGCCCGGCAGACGCGAGCAGGUCGGGCAGCUCCUCGGCCUGCUCGGCGCGCCCCACGACCACGCGUUGCCCAUCUUCGUCCACGGCCCGCCGGUGACGGGCAAGUCCUCCAUCGUGCGCGACGUCUUCACCGCGCUCGGGCGCCCGUUCGCGUAUGUCUCCCUCGUGGACGCGCACGGGCCUCGUCUCCUCUUAGAUGCCAUCGUCGAGGAGCUCAGGCCGUGGCUGAGGGACUCGGAGAAGCCCGCGCGAUGCGACCGGCUCGCCGAUCUCGUCUCGACGCUCCGUCGCGGGAUCAGGCCGGACUCCCCAGCCAUCUACCUCGUCAUCGACGAGGCGACGCGUUUGCUGGACUGGAAGGGCGAGCAGCAGCUCCUGCCCGCGCUCAUGAAGCUCUCGGAGCUGACGGGCCGCAACGUCGGCACCGUCCUCGUCGCCACACCCGGGUGGGACGCCUUCCGAUCCGCCGCGGGUGUGCGAACACCGAUGCCCGUCUUCUUCGACGCGUACAACGACGCGCAGCUCAGAGCCAUCCUGACGAGGGAACUCCCACCAAACGCGGACCCGGCGCUGUACCGCAACUUCAUCACCUCGAUCCUGCCCAUGUACACGGCGACGUGCAAGUCCCUGCACGAGCUGAGGGCGUUACUCGCGCCGCUGUGGCGCCGGUACGUGAAACCGUGGGAGGACGCGAAGGAUGCGAUUGACGAAGCGAGGGCGCGUCGGCGGGAGGAGAAGGAGAACGCCCGCGUCUCGAACGGGACGGAGCGCGGGGACGGGAAUGUUGGGGACGGGGAUGUUGGGGACCGGGAUGUUGGGGACGAAAAGUCGGCACCCGGGGAGGAUGGGGAGGCGGAGAGGGCGUGGGAGGCGGAGAAUUUGCCGCGGCUGCCGCAGUCGGCGGAGCUCUUCUUCGCGCUCACCACCGCCAGGGGCGGGUCAUCGGCGGGGAACGACGGCGGCAGCGAUCAUCAGCAUCAGCAAGUCGCGCAUCAGAAGCCGGCCAAGGCGCCGUACCGGGGCCGAUACCUGCACUCGGGCCUCGCCGUGCCCAUGUCCCCCGCGGCUUUGGCGUUGGCUCGAGGCGCGUGGCCCGUGCCCGAGGACGUAGGCGUUCUCAGCGGGCCCGGGCUCGAUUUCGACAUCCCGCGGCUCACCAAGUUCAUGCUCGUCUCCGCGUACCUCGCGACGUGCAACAGCGAGGCGGUGGACAGGCGAUUGUUCGGUCACAUGGUGGAGGGUCGGCGAGCGGGGACGUCGGCGGUUGGGACGGGUGGGGGUAAGCGUCGGCGAGGCGCGCUCAGCGCCGAUCGGCAGCAGGAGGCUGCGGCGUCCGCGGCGCUCGAGGGACCGCGCGCGUUCUCGCUCGAGCGGUUGCUGGCGUACUUUCGCAUGGUGACGAAGCAGUCGUACGACGAGGCGGGCGCCGGGAGCGAGGACUUGGCGCGGGAGCUGCUGAGCGCGGAUGUCUUUAUGCAGAUUUCGAGCGCGGUGGCGUUGGGUCUGUUGUCGCGGGUUGGGGGCGCGGAUCCGCUGGAGAGCGCGCGGUACAGGUGCGACAUCGGGGACGAUCUGGCGCAGAAGAUCGCGGCGAACCUGCGGGUCAACUUGAACAACUACCUGUCGUACGUGUGA
This is a messenger RNA of Micromonas commoda, 1692 nucleotides long. RefSeq lists its product with no specific name. Gene Ontology annotation, cellular component: nucleus; nuclear origin of replication recognition complex. The record is from RefSeq and is a predicted model, not a curated record. Lineage: Eukaryota; Viridiplantae; Chlorophyta; Mamiellophyceae; Mamiellales; Mamiellaceae. Gene Ontology annotation, molecular function: DNA replication origin binding; ATP hydrolysis activity. The transcript has a single exon. Bases 1 to 1692 code for a protein of 563 amino acids. Gene Ontology annotation, biological process: DNA replication; DNA replication initiation.